Messenger RNA from Acanthoscelides obtectus, 2739 nucleotides. Lineage: Eukaryota; Metazoa; Arthropoda; Insecta; Coleoptera; Chrysomelidae. The record is from the annotation of a GenBank genome assembly.
AUACAAAAUUAUGCACUGAAUGCUAUCCUUAAUUUUGUACGGAAAUUAGCUCAAAAUUUCGUAUCGUGGCAGACGGCAUGGCGUCAUCGUACAUUCAAAUACUAUGGGAAUAUGAGGAGUUCCGAAAAUUGAAGUAGGCUAUGACCAGCUUUGUUUAUUAUUUGACAGCCGAAUAAAUAAAUGGUGACAGAACGCGUCAGAUUUUCAUGCACGGUGGAGUGAAUUUGGUUAAUUUUCUAUUAUUAUGAAAUAGUCAAACUUCAAAUUUCAAACAGCAGCCAGAUUUGAAAGCCACCUGAUCGAGAAACAUGCAGCAAGACGAAGAUAGUGCUAACAUUGUAAGGCAAACUGUGGAAGGGGUGGACACUCAUGAAGAUCAAGAACUCGCUUCAGAUGAUGACUUCAAUCCAGCUUUGUUAUGUCCAGAUGUAAUCAUGGAGGUCAACGAGGUACCAAUGUCAUCUAAUGAAAUCAACGGAAUAUCAAAUCACAUACACAACAUUGUAAAUGCUAAAAUCCAACUUGAUGAAGACGAAAGAAACUUACUGAGGAAAUCUAAGCUACAGAGAAGCCGUCCCAUUCAGUUCUCAGAGAUACACUGUACAGCAUGUAACUGUCAUCUGGGCAGCGCUUUAGCUUGUUCGCCGAACAUGUUUGUACAUCCACUUCUAAAUGUGCUGGUGUGCAAGAAUUGCUACGAGUACUACACUUCAGGAGACUUCGAAAAGGACGAGGAUGGUACCGAGAUGUACUGCCGGUGGUGUGGACAGGGAGGAAACGUGAUGUGCUGCGCAGCUUGCCCGAUGGUCUUUUGCCAGACAUGUAUCCAGAUUAAUUUCGACGAUGACAAGCUACAAGAGAUAAAGAACAACGAUGACUGGAAAUGCUUUGGCUGUGAUCCGGAACAGAUCAAACAUCUCAAGAUACAAUACUGCGAGUUGGCGGAAUAUUUUCAAAGGGAGAUGUCACACCUCAGUGAUGCUAAAAAGAACAACAGACUGAUGAGGCGCGACUAUUCAAAAUGUUGCGGCGAGAAAUAUCACGACAAAAGCAAGAGGGAGAAGGGGUCAGAUGAUACGCUGAUAGAGGCAAGGGCUGAGCAGCUCACAAAAAAUAUAAAUUGUCUAUUGAAGAUUCCUCCGCCAACAAACCAAAGUCAACCAGUCAACGUUGUACCGUCAUUGCAGCCUGUCAACUGUACCGGAACACCACUCACUGUGCUGUCAUUCAAGAGGCCUUUUCACAACGUUAAUUCUGCCACAGGUUUCAUAAGGCAAGGAAACCAGAUGACACCCGUCCGUUUACUACCUCAGCAACAGCUGGUGCCUCGGUAUGUGGCACAAGCGCCUUAUCCACAGCAUGCGACGAUGCAACCUCUUUUGGCACCCAAGACUUUUGUCUGCAAGUCUACACAGGUUUGUUACGUGAUUUCACACUGACGUUUCGGUUUUUUCUUUAUAAUGGAGAGUUUCGUAUCUUUGAGUGUUCGAUGCCGUUGUUUAUAAAUGCGAUGUUAAGUCGCCUCCAAGUAAAACAAACACUAUAUAUUAAAUAAGGGAGGGUUUACACUAGCAUGUAGCACUUGCGUAAGUUUUAUUUGCAUCCAACUUGAAGAAAAACUUGCAAAUGUAAACACUAAUAUGCACAAAAGUUUAUCUUGCAACGCGGAUUUGCAUGCAUUUGUUGCUUUCGCAAAUAAAUUCUGUUUUGACAGAAAUACUUUCCUGUAUAGGCCUGUUGCUUGCAGCCAACAACUAAUUGCAAACAAGUGACGAGAGUGUUUGGUCGAGAUGAAGAACUGCACUGACUAAACUUUAAGCAAGUUUCCCUUGCAAAGUUUGCAUCAACUUGCAUGUCCUACUUACGCAAGCACUACAUGUUAGGGUAAACUCCCCUUAAUAUUCCAAAAAGUGCAAGUAGAACUUCUUCAAGAUAUUAUCGAGAAAGGUAAUCAAAAGUGCAUUUAAAUAACGACAAUGAGUUGUUGAUACAUGAUCAAAAGCUCACCAAAAAACUUUUGUAAAGUAGUUAACCUUUACAUAUUUUGAAUUAAGUCCAAAGUCACAUUCUCAGUUACAGCUGAUUAUUCAGCGUUUCAAGCAAGGAUAUCUCGGCUGAGGUCAACUUGUAAUUUAAGGUAUCGCGAAUGAGUUAAUAUUGGCCUUCUUAGGUGUAACAUAGAGGUGUCAGGGAAGUUACCCAAUAACUGCCGUCAAUUGCUAGCUAGCUACAGACAACUUGAUGUUCAGGCAGAAAAAAUAUUGCUGGUGUGAUCCCGUCUUGGUAUAAUUAAAUUCGCUCUAGAUUGAGCAGCUAGAAGCAACAAUUUUUUGACGAUAACGUGUUUCACAUAUAUGCAUAUUUGAGCUUAGUCAAAACAGUGUAUCUCACAGCCACUUUGAGAUACUUAAGAAGAAGGAAAGAUAAAGAUGCAAUCAAGCAUAAAGAAAUUCUUAUACAUACAGAGUGAUUCAUAAGUGGUGACCAAAUAUGAAACAUCAUACACAGGACCGCAUUUAAGUAACAUUUUUUUCUCGAGGACUUCAUUAAAAAGAUAGAUAGAAAGUUUAGAAAUAAAAACCAUUUUUUAUUAUUUUCAAAACCGUCAACUGGAAUGAACUAAGUAUUAUCCACGUUCAACAGUCUUUACUUAAAAUUAACGGAGAUACAGGGGAUUGGUGGUGGCAUUAUUUUUCCAAAUAAAAAUAGUACGCCACUGUUUUGCUUUCGAAACGCGCA